Molecule: messenger RNA, 1170 nt
Organism: Mollisia scopiformis
Lineage: Eukaryota; Fungi; Ascomycota; Leotiomycetes; Helotiales; Mollisiaceae
Product: pectin lyase-like protein
Exons: 4
Coding region: 1-1170 (389 amino acids)
Molecular function (GO): polygalacturonase activity
Source: RefSeq, a predicted model, not a curated record
AUGGUUGAAUUUUGUAGAUUGAUUUUCUUUUUCAUAACUAAAGACUUGAGACCUCAGUAUGAGGAAUAUGAUGUCUCACAGUUCGUCAAUGUCAAGAGUGCUUCGGGCUAUGCGGUCUACGGAGAUAACCAACAUGAUGAUAGCGCUGCUAUCAAUGCUAUCCUUGCUGCAAAUGCAAAUUGCAAGAUCACUUACUUCCCACAAGGAAUUUACAAAGUCACCCAGACAAUCUAUAUCCCACCAGGAUCUCGCAUCGUUGGUGAUGUCCUCUCUGUGAUUUCAGGCAUAGGUUCCAAUUUCUACAACCCAGCCAACCCCCAACCAAUCGUCCAAGUCGGUAGGCCAGGCGAUGUUGGUGUUGCCGAAAUCUCCGACAUGCUCUUCUCAGUCGCAGACGUUCUUCAAGGAGCCACCAUCGUGGAAGUAAACAUGGCAGCCUCGUCCCUCGGCUCCGUCUCAUUCCACAACGCGCACAUCCGAGUCGGAGGCACAGCUGACACAAUCGUGAACCAAAACUGUGGAAACGCCGACACCUCAGACUGCAAAGCCGCUUUCAUGAUGCCCCACGUUACAUCCUCAGCACAACCAUACAUCGAAAACAUGUGGGGUUGGACCGUCGACCACUCUCUGGACGGCGGCCCCAACCAGAACAUCGCCACUGGCCGCGGGGCACUCAUCGAAAGCACAAAAGGUGCGUGGUUGCAAACCGAAACCGCCUACUGGCAAGGCUACGGAACCGCGGAACAAGCUCCUAGUCCCUGGACCGCAAAUUCCACCAUCGGGGGCCCGACAUUCUCGGACUGUGCUGGGAGUGGCGAUUCGGGGAACGCGCAAUUUUACAUGGGCUGGGCUUCGCACAUCUACUCUUCAUCCAACAUCGUGAUCCACGGCUCCGCUCUCUGGGUCUUCUUCAACGAUAUCACGGAUGGAAGUUAUUCGAAUGCCGGCUGUCCGCAGUAUAAUAAUGUGCGUCAGGAGAAUGCGGUUUAUGUUGAUAAAGCGAGCGAGUUGUUUUGGUAUAAUUUGUUGACGAAGAGUACGACGAAUAUGGUGUGGGAUAAUGGGGUGGUGACGGCUGCUCAGGUGAAUAAUCCGGGAGGUUGGGAGGGCAGCGUGCCCGGGGUGAUAGCUGCGUAUUUGAGGGACUCGGGGAUUUCGAGUGAGCAGUAA